Molecule: messenger RNA, 4228 nt
Organism: Gossypium raimondii (Peruvian cotton)
Lineage: Eukaryota; Viridiplantae; Streptophyta; Magnoliopsida; Malvales; Malvaceae
Product: DExH-box ATP-dependent RNA helicase DExH17
Exons: 27
Coding region: 189-3860 (1223 amino acids)
Molecular function (GO): ATP binding; nucleic acid binding
Source: RefSeq, a predicted model, not a curated record
AGAAAAAACGGGGAAGAGCAUAAAAAUGUGUGCAUCAAAAAAAAAAAAAAAGAAUUCAAGUUAUAAAUAUCCAAGCUUUUCAAAAUUUUAAACAGAGACAUUUUGGGCUUUUUUACAAAAAAUAAUAUUAGCUUUAAAAAAAAAAAAAGCUUCUUCUUGCCUCAGAUUGAUAGCAAGAGAGUUUGAUUAUGGAUUCAUAUUCACUGAAAUCCGUGUUCGAUUUACCAGAGCCUUUCCGUUCAAUCUUUAACUUCAGGUACUUUAAUUCACUGCAGAGUGAAUGCUUUCCUGUUUGUUUCCUCUCCGAUGUAAACAUGGUAAUUUCAGCUCCUACCGGAAGUGGGAAAACCGUGCUCUUUGAGCUCUGCAUUUUGAGGCUUCUUUCAAGGUUUAUCUCUGGCGAUGGAAGGUUUGUCCAUAUAAAGGGAACACUAAAAACAAUCUACAUAGCUCCAUCAAAAGCUUUAGUACAAGAGAAGCUGCGUGAUUGGACUCAGAAGUUUGGUUCAUUGGGAAUAAGUUGCCUGGAGUUGACAGGUGAUAACGAUUCUUAUAGCACAAGGAAUAUUCAAGAAGCAGAUAUCAUUUUAACCACUCCUGAGAAAUUUGAUGCAGUGACUCGAUAUCGCAUAAAAGAUGGAGGCUUGAGCUUUUUCAGUGACAUAUCACUUUUACUUAUUGAUGAAGUUCACCUACUGAAUGAUCUUCGUGGGGCAACUUUGGAAGCAAUAGUUAGCAGAAUAAAAAUGCUUGCUCGCAACCCAGAAAUGAAAUCAAGUGCUCUGGCUUCUGUUCGUUUUUUAGCUGUGUCAGCCACUAUUCCAAAUACUGAGGACCUUGCUGAAUGGCUCGAGGUCCCUGUCCAAGGAAUCAAGAGGUUUGGAGAGGAAAUGAGGCCUGUAAAGUUGACCACUAAAGUUUUUGUAAAUGCCUUCCUUGCAGGGUAUGCCUCUGCAAAAAAUGACUUCCUAUUUGAAAAGCGCCUCCAAAACUAUAUUUUUGAUAUUCUAAUGCAAUAUUCAAGAGGAAAAUCCGCUCUAGUUUUUUGCUCAACUAGAAGCGGGGCACAAGAAGCAGCACAACGCCUCUCUCAGAUUGUAAUGACCUUUGGUUAUUCAAAUCCAUUUAUUAAAAGUAGUGAACAGCAGGAAAGGCUACGGGAGGCUUCCCUGUCAUGCAGUGACAAACAAAUGCAAUCUUAUAUUCUUUAUGGAGUUGGUUAUCAUAAUGGUGGGCUUAGUCUCAAGGAUCGUAAUCUCAUUGAAGGUCUUUUUCUUAAUGGUGAUGUACAAGUUUUAUGCACCACAAAUACUCUUGCCCAUGGAAUCAACCUACCAGCUCAUACAGUUGUAAUAAAGUCAACACAACAUUUCAACAAAGAAAAAGGCCUUUACAUGGAAUAUGACCGAUCAAUGAUACUACAGAUGUGCGGGAGGGCAGGUCGGCCCCCAUUUGAAGAUACAGGGAUGGUUAUAAUCAUGACUAGACGAGAAACGGUUCAUUUAUAUGAGAAUCUCCUCAAUGGAUGUGAAAUGGUAGAAUCACAGUUGCUCUCAUGCUUGACGGAACACUUAACUGCAGAAAUAGUUCAAUUGACCAUCUCUGACAUCACAAAGGCAAUUGAGUGGAUGAAGUGCUCAUAUUUAUAUGUGAGAAUGAAAAAGAAUCCUGGGAAUUAUGCAGUUAAAAAAGGAAUUCGAAGAGAACAAGUAGAGAAACAUAUGCAAGAAAUUUGUGUUCAAAAUGUUAAUGAGCUAUCAUGCCACCAAAUGAUCCAGACUGAUCAAGAUGGUUUUGCCUUGAAGCCACAAGAGCCAGGAAGAUUGAUGACAAAGUACUAUUUGAAAUUUAACACCAUGAAACACAUUAUGCAAGCACCAUCUAACUGUAGUUUGGAAGAAGUACUACAGAUUAUCUGCCAUGCUGAGGAGAUUGCUUGGAUACAGCUCAGACGCAAUGAGAAGAAAAUUUUGAAUGACUUAAAUGGAGACAAAGAUGGCCGCCUCCGUUUUCAUGUCACCGGUGAUAAGGGAAAACGGAAAAAACGCAUUCAAACUAGAGAAGAAAAGAUAUUUGUUUUGGCAAAUGACUGCUUAACCGGGGAUCCUUUAGUUCCUGAUUUAUCCAUGACCCAGGAUGCAAAUUCGAUAUGCUCAAAUGGGGCUAGAAUUGCCAAGUGUAUGAAAGAAUAUUUUAUAUACAAAAAGAACUAUAGAGGAGCCCUGAACUCGUCCCUUUUAGCCAAGUCGUUAUAUCAGAAACUCUGGGAUGACAGUCCAUACCUGCUGAAACAAUUACCUGGCAUUGGCAUGGUGACAGCAAAGGCACUGCAUUCAAUGGGAAUUAAAUCAUUUGAGACAUUAGCUGAAGCGGAUCCAAGGAGGAUAGAAUUAGUUACUGGUAGAAAGUUUCCUUUUGGAAAUCAUAUCAAGGAGUCUCUCACGUCAUUGCCUCCAAAAGUUGACAUUAAGAUCGAGGUAAGUGAAUGCCAGAGGCAAGGGAAGUCUAAGUUAGCAGUAACAUUGACUAGGCUAUCAUCACAAGGGGUCCAAUCAACCAAGCGACACUAUGCUGACAUGAUCGUUGCUUCAGAAGAAGAUAACCUAAUUCUUUUCCAUGAGAAGAUAAGAGUGGAUGAGUUUUUAAGCCCCUACAGCACGACAACCCUCGUGUCAAACCCCCUCGGAAAGAUGACCAUAAAGGCUGAUCUUGUUUUUGAAGAAUACAUUGGAGUUGAUCUCCAUGAAAAACUUCUGCUGGUUAAGGAGAGCAAUUCAAAUGCCAAUCUUAAACGUGCAAGGAAACCAACUCAGUUUUUUGCUCCUGAGGAAGUUUAUGUUAUAGAAGAUGACAAAGCAGCCACACAUAAAUCUUUUGCCCAAAGACCUCCCGAUUCGAUUGGAUCUAAAAGGGAAAGUUCUUCAAUGCCCAGUUUCAACCUCUUGGAUGAAGAACUAGAAGGAGAGUUUGCUGCUGGAAUUGAAAAUGAUGAUUGUAAAAUCAUCACUGAGCAAUCAAUAUUUGACCAUAUACGAGAAAAAGCCAAGAACUUUCCUCUCUUGACUCCAAACAAUGCCUAUUCCCCAUCAUCUGGAGGCUUAAUUCUCACAAGAAAACGCUCCUCUGACCAAGAGAAAAGCAAAAUUCGUCAACAUAUAUUGCUUGAUCCUUUACCUGAAUCCACAGGGCACGAACAGGUUGCUAAUGAUCACAAUAACUAUCUAACUGGAAAGCAUCAUGUUAUUGCUGGGAGCUCAGUUACAAUUAAUAUCACGGAUGAAUCAGGUUAUCUUCCAUCUGAACCUGAAGCGUUCUCGUUCAAAAGUCUGACUGAAGAAGCAAUAUUUGAUCACAUACGAAAAAAGUCCAAGCAUUUUCCGGUAAUCAACACGCCAAAGCCCGUUGAUACCGACUGUUGCAUUUGUACUGAGGAACACAACUCUGCCAAUCAGCCAGAAUCUGGCAAUGCUACAUUAGGAACAUCAAAAUAUGCAAUGGUCAUUUCAGAACCUGAACCUGGCGAAGUCAACAGAGACGCCUGUGGCACCAAGGUCGGCACAAAGACAAAAAACAAUGUACUCCAAGGAAGUUCCGGUGGAGCAAAUGGAGAAUCGGCCGUUUCUCCCAAAGUUUCAAGCACUAAAACUGCCACAUCAUCCGUUCAAAUGCUAUCAUUUGAUAUUUCAAUGGCGAAGAACAGCAAGCAUCUAGCAGAUCUUGGAAGCUCUAUCCAGGAUGGUCGGAAAGACAAGCCAUCUCCAAGUGACUCAAAAAGGCAGAGCCGCUCACUGGCCUCUACAGACCAAGCCAGGGAAGUAGGUUCAUUUCUUGGCUUUCAGAGUGUUUUUUCAUUUCUCUGAUUUCUUUUCACCUUUCUGCACUACAAAAUUGGCAGUUACGUUUUUCUAGUUUGUCAAUUUAGCAAUGAAAUACUUCAAUUUCAUCGGAAAAAUUGAAGUAUUUCAUUGCUCUUUCGAUCUUCAUUUUCUUUAAUAGGGCUGAAAACUGAUAGAUGAAACUUGGCUGAAUCCUGGUAAUCGCGUUUUGGUCGUGUUAAUAUAGUCAAGAGCAAGCUAAAGUUUAGUAUUUUUAGAAAAAAAAAAGUAAUUAAAAAACUGAGUUUGUCUUUAUAUACAUUGACUCUUGCUUCGAAAAAUUUGUAAUGUAAAUUUUCAGUGCUAAAUUUGAAGACAGUAAUGGGAGGCAAAAAGGGUCACUUGGCAGAUUA